Molecule: messenger RNA, 717 nt
Organism: Caenorhabditis elegans
Lineage: Eukaryota; Metazoa; Nematoda; Chromadorea; Rhabditida; Rhabditidae
Exons: 2
Coding region: 22-585 (187 amino acids)
Source: RefSeq, marked reviewed
ACUUCCGCUUUCAAAGAAAUUAUGCGUUUCUUCAACAUUUUCUCUUCUUCCUUUACUUCAACCGCCAAAUGGUCCUGCCCUAAUAAAUUGAAAAUCUCAUCUGAGGACAUUCGAAACUUCAAGGACACACUUAUUGCUAUGAAAGGAAGAAGAAUGAAUGCGACUGCCAUGCGCUUGCUCACUAAUGAAACCAACUACAAAGUCACAAUUGAAGUGUCCACAAAAGCUAUCCGGGCAUUGAAGAAGGUUAUCCGUCGUGGUGUCGGGCAAUACCAACCUGGUUCCAAGACGGACCAACUCAUCACUUCAUUCAAAGAAGUAAAACAAGAAUACGAUGAGAUGAUUUUGAAAAUGGACAUCAAAAUGGUACCUUCAAAAGCUGAUUACGUCAUUGAAUGCUGGCUCAAAAAAGAUGCUGCCGAGAAAGCUGCCAAAGAAUCAAAAGAUCGCAAAGCCUUGAAGAACGCUGCUAGGAAAGCUGAAAAAAACGCACACGAAGAAUCAUCAUAUUUCAGAGUGGAUGACCCAGAACCAGAACCACAAAACAUCUACAGAAUUGAUCCAAUCAUUGAAAUUUAUGUCUGAAAUGGUUUCACUUUAUCGAUUUUUUUUUUCAUAUUUGUUUUAAUUUCCCAGUUUAUCCCUGUUUUGAUCACUCCCUUUGCAAUUUUUAGUGCCCAGUUUUUAUGUUAUAACGAACCACUAUUUCAAUAAAAA